AUGGAUGGCGUACAGGGUCCGCCUCCCGAGGGCCCGAUUGCCUCGAUCGCAGAACCGGGCAUCAAGGCCGACGGUCAACUGCUGUUCGACUUGCGCCGCGAGGUCGCCAAUCUCUUGCAUCGCAACCAGACCAGCUUCCCCGGCGCGCAGCCCGUCAGCUUCGCGCGGAAACACGUCGAUGAGUUACGGAAUAGAGAGCUCCAGCCUCUGCACCCGUUUAUUCGGCGAAUGCCUUUGGCUACCGGAACCAUGAUAAACGGAGGCUGGGAGGAAUUGCGCGACAACAGCUACUAUGUUUGCGAAAAGUCAGACGGCAUCCGGUACCUGCUAUACCUCACGGAAGACGAGGGCCGGGAGAUCCACUACCUAAUCGACCGGAAAAACGACUACUGGUUCAUCAAGAACAGCAGCUUCCACUUCCCGCGCAAGGACGACCUGACCAAAUUCCACACGCGCACGCUCAUCGACGGCGAGCUGGUCAUGGACGACACGGGAAAGGGCACAAAGGAGCCGCGGUUCCUCGUCUUUGACUGCCUCGUGCUGGACGGACAGGACCUGAUGUCGCGGACGCUCGACAAGCGGCUCGCCUACUUCAACGAGAACAUUUACAAGCCCUACCGGGACUUGUUCAAGCAGUACCCGGAGGAGCGGGAUUUCCAGCCGUUCCUGGUGGAGAUGAAGGCCAUGCAGCUGAGCUACGGCAUCGAGAUGAUGUUUCGCGAGAUCCUGCCCAAGCUGAGGCACGGCAACGACGGGCUCAUCUUCACGUGCGUCAGCAGCGAGUACAAGCACGGCACCGACCCGCACAUCUUGAAGUGGAAGCCGCCGGAAGAGAACACGGUCGACUGCCGGCUGCGGAUGACGUUCCCCACGGUGCGGCCGGGGGAAGGGGACGAGGAGGCCGAGGGCCCCUUUGUGGACUACGAGGCCGUGCCGCGGGCGGAGCUGUGGAGCUUCAUGGGGGACGGGCGGUAUCAGUUCUUUGACGAGGUGCAUAUUACCGAGGAGGAGUGGGAGGUGUUGAAGGGACUCGGGGACCCGCUCAACGACCGCAUCGUGGAGUGUCACAAGGACGACCUGGGCCGGUGGCGGAUUAUCCGGUUUCGCGACGACAAGUCGGAGGCGAAUCACAUUUCUACCAUCAAGAGCGUCAUGGAGAGUAUCGAGGACCGGGUUACGGAGAAGGAUCUUGCGGAGGCGGCUAAGGGGAUCAAGGAUAAUUGGAAGACGCGGAAUGCCAAGCGAUCUACCAAGGUCUGGGUAAUUCCUCCUGGCUGGGUUGGUCUCACUACCACCAGAAAAUGUAGACAUGGAAAUGUCGCGGCAGGUGCUGACAUGCUCCCGUCGCCAUCCCCGACAAAGUGCCUAUCGAGAGAAGUCCGAAGCUACAACCUUGAAACCAUUAAUCUGGAGACAAGCUCCCCUCCUACCAUCGACCUCAGUUUUUGCUUCAAUCCUCAAUUUCCUUUUCUUCCUCUCUUCCAGAUUUCACCGCCGCCCACCAUGAUCCUGGGACCGGUAUCACUGCUCGACUGUCUGGUCUUUGUCAUCUUCCUGACGCCGCAGCUCCUCAUCAAUGUCGGUUUCUUCCCAACGGUAGUGGUCACUCUGAAGAUGCUGCCUUUUCUCGUGUUUCAACUGCCGACGUCCCUGUUCCACGAGCGAUAUCUACUCAGCCACGAUGAGCAGUCGCCUUUUGUGCAGCGCGCGAGUUUCUUCGAAGAUUUAGUCAUACGCUGCGUGCGUUACGCCUUUGCAAACUUGCCAACCAAUAUUGGACGUGUCUUCUUUUCAAAGUACAUAUCUCUGCCGUUUCUGCGGUUUCGAAUGCUGCGGCAUGGCUAUCUCAGGUCACCUGCGACCUGGAGUGAGCACAAGGAAAAGGGCCAACACGGCUUCGAAGGGGUUUGGAUCCAAAAGGAUGCGUCACAACCGCCCGACAUUGUGGUAUACUACGCCCACGGAGGCGGUUUUGCCAUGGGCUCCGCGUACUUUUACCUCGAGUUUCUUCUGUCGUGGCACUCGUUACUCGUCCAAGCCGGCUACCGGAACCCUGCCAUAUUCUCUCUAGAGUACACCCUCGUGCCCGAUAAAAUGUACCCAAGGCAAAUGUACGAGACUUUGAGGGGCUAUAAGCAUGUCCUGAAAAAAGUUGGAGACCCUCGGAAGGUGGUCGUUGCAGGAGACUCAGCGGGAGCAACCCUGAUAUUGACGCUGUUGCUGGAGCUGGGUCACAUGAACGAGGCCCGGGCAUUCAAGGAAAAGAGUGACGAUUCCACCGCAUCUGAAGGUCGAAGUCAGGAGCACUUGCGUCAAGCCUCAGAGUCCCCGCUUCCAGGGCUUUGCGUCUUGAUUUCGCCGUGGGCCAAGCUCAUCUCCAACAAGCAUGAAAAUACGGCCAGCGACUUUCUGGAUCGCGACACGCUAUGGAACUACGCGGUGCAGUAUGCUGGGGCAGCGCAUGUCUACGACAAGACCGCGUCGCCUGGGCAGUGCGCCGAUCCUCGGGUGUGGGCGGAAGCUAGUCCACUUUGUGGCUUCUUCAUCACGUACGGAUCAGAAGAGGUGUUCGCACCCGACAUCAAGGACCUGAUUAACGUCUUGGUCAAAAGUACCGAGGUCGACAGUCGUAGCGAGGAUGGCGGGAUACACGCCUGGCCCGUUGUUUCGUUAUUCCUGUCAAGCACCGAAGACAAGAGACUCAAGGGUCUGCGGACACUCACGUCAGCCAUCAGAAAACACAUCCAGUAG
Messenger RNA from Colletotrichum lupini, 2751 nucleotides. Its product is annotated as mRNA capping enzyme. Gene Ontology annotation, biological process: 7-methylguanosine mRNA capping. The record is from RefSeq and is a predicted model, not a curated record. The coding region runs from base 1 to 2751 and encodes 916 amino acids. The transcript has 7 exons. Lineage: Eukaryota; Fungi; Ascomycota; Sordariomycetes; Glomerellales; Glomerellaceae. Gene Ontology annotation, molecular function: hydrolase activity; ATP binding; mRNA guanylyltransferase activity.